AUGGCGGAGCUCCCAUGGACGGAGGCCGACGUGAUACAGCGCUGCCAGCAUGAGUAUCAGGCUGCAGCCCGUGAAGGAGGUCAGGAGGGCCAGGAUGCGACCGUUCGACUGGCAUGGGCCCAGGUCCACUCCACCAAGACUAGCGACGUCGACCGCGGUGUAGAGUUGCUACAGGCCAUGCUCACCCAGGAGUCUGCAGAUACCAGGGACCUCCUGUACCUCCUGGCCGUGGGUCAGUAUCGCCGCAGGCACUACCUGGACGCGCGCACGACGCUGCGAGACCUGCUCAAGGGGAACCCAGAGUUCAGGCAGGCCGAAUCGCUGUUGAAGAGUGUGGACGAGGACAUUGUGCGGGAUGGCUUGGUAGGAGUUGGGGCGGGAGCUGCCGUCAUCGGGGUGAUAGGCGCCAUAGCCUAUGCCGCGCUGAGGAAGCGAUGA
Messenger RNA from Auxenochlorella protothecoides, 438 nucleotides. RefSeq names its product Mitochondrial fission 1 protein. Gene Ontology annotation, biological process: autophagy of mitochondrion; mitochondrial fission; peroxisome fission. The transcript is spliced from 3 exons. Gene Ontology annotation, cellular component: mitochondrial outer membrane; peroxisomal membrane. Gene Ontology annotation, molecular function: protein binding. The record is from RefSeq and is a predicted model, not a curated record. Lineage: Eukaryota; Viridiplantae; Chlorophyta; Trebouxiophyceae; Chlorellales; Chlorellaceae. Bases 1 to 438 code for a protein of 145 amino acids.